AAAAAAAAUCCCAUAGUGUACGCCCUCAAGUGAUCUAGCAUUUAGUCCACCCCCGUCUCCUAUUCAAAUUCCUACGCUCUCGUAUUUUCCCAACGACCUGACAUUUUCAUACAAAAACAAUACCCAUCCCCGUUCGACAUUGCCAUAUCGCACGCAUGCAAAGCAGCAGCCAGAGGAAAAUACCGAAAGCCGUAGGCGUUAAUUUUUCCCACUGUGCACUCUUCGUAUGUGCGAUGACAUUAGUGCCUAAAAAGAGACUUGUAUUUUUUCCCAAAUAGAAAAUGGCGAACUUUGCGUGUUGGUUGAUUUACAUUGUGUCUAAUUAUUGACUUGUGUUCUAUGUGAUCUUUCGGAUUUGCACGCGAAAAAGUGUCUGGAGCGCGACCAGCAGCCACUAGAUACGCCAUCGAGAUCAACCAAUUGCAAAUCGGUUCGCUAAAUGUCAUGAAAAAUACGGAAAAUACAGAAGUCGCAGUGGAAAAUUGUUGACGGGGCUCCGUCAGUUGAAGUGUCGACGGAAAAACAUCAUAAAGCGACGGAAAGAGAGAAAAACACUCGAGCCGUGGCGAGUGAGUAAGAAGUGGUUUUCCUCCUGUAAGGAAGGCUUGCAUGUCCGCAGGGAAAUUGGCGAACUUUGUUGUGGAAAGUGACGAGUGCAUGAAAAUUUUCCCGAGGUUCCUGUUGUGAGUGAGAAGUGUCGUACGUGACGGGACAGUGUCCGAUAGUUUCGCUCGUCUCCCUUUGGCCCGCCGUGUGAAGCCGCCCCUCGCCACGCGCGCCGUGUCUUCCCGUCGUGCCGUGCGUGACAGAAAAUAAAGCGAAGAAAAUACACGGGAAUUUUCCUCGGGGGGUGUGAGACGACGGCGAGAGCAACAUCGUCGCGGUGAAAAUCGUUCGUGCCGCGCCGGACACACUCGGAAUUGGCGACUGUCAGGAAAACAAAAACAGUGCCUGCGAGACAUCAACAAAGCGCGAAGUUUCGAGGAAAUCCCCGUGAUUGUGGUGCUCCCCUUGCAGGACCUGUUCCAUUCAUAAUUGGGAAUAGGGAGAAAGGCAGCGAGUGGACUCUGAACACUUUUCAACCCCGUCUCUGUGCCGUUGUCCGCCUGCCGUUCUGUCUUUUGUCGGAUCCGCUCGGCUCGCCCCGUACGCAGUGGGAAAAUUGAUGAUUUCCACGAUCGCUUCGCGCCGUUUACCGAGUUUUCUUCGUCGAUCGCAGCGAGAGUCGUUUCAUUCCGUUCACCUGUCGUUUCAGACGUGCUUUUGAGCGAGAUAGCACGAAUAUAGUGAAGUUCGCCGUGAAUAUUUCGGGCGAAAACACAUACUGUCCCAAGUACAUAUCCAUACACACGAACACGUAAGCCGUGACAGACGAUACGACGGAUUUUCCGUAUUGUCGUCCGUCAAAAAACGUCGUCGCUAUUCCAUCGAAAGUCAAUUUUUCGUUCGUGGAAUUUUCGCGAUUUCUAAUUUCACCGGGAAAUCGGUAAACGGAAGAAGGUGCGGAAACUGCAACGAGAAGAAAGGAAAAUGUGAGGAGCAUGUUUGUUGCGCUCCUUCGCCUUGAGAUGCCUCCGUGAGUGCUUGAGCUGCGUGUGCGACGACAAUCGAGACCCACUGAAAUUGUAAUGUAGUGUUUUCCCUGCUCUUCAUUUUGUUUCUUUUUAUGAUUCUUUCAGCAGUUUUCCGCUGCCUUUUCUCAGUUUUCCGCCGCGCGGACUACUAAGUCUCCCCCGAUUGAACUCUGCGUGCGCCCACUGAUGAACUGUCACCCCAUUCACGCUUGUUUGACCGAAAUUGGACGCGGGAUGUCACACAGCACUCUGACGUAUUUCCCAAGAAAUUAGAGAAAGAAACUACUCAAGACUUGUCAGUGUAGAAAUCAGCGAAUCGUGGGUGAAAUGUCGUGCCGCGUUCGACGACGGUUUUGGAGAAAGGGGUGCCAAAGCGACGCACGCUAAACAGCGGAGUACGUUUCGCAUUGAAAUUUCUUGUGGCCUUGACUGACUGCCUCCCCCAAUCAUUCUACUGAAUGCAAUAAAACGCAACAAGAGACCCGAAGAGAAAGGACUUCGCACUUUGAGACCCAAUAGACUCCCCAACUUCAUUACAUUUAUUUACUUUCUCCGCUUGUGAAGUUCACCUGCGGGCGAAGUUCAUUGCUAUUUGCUCACGACCCUGGGCACCACUAAAAGAACCCUUCACAGACAACCCGGAACCUGUUGAUUUGUGACCCUUGCCAUUCGGUCACUCGAUUCAUUCAAUGAGGCCAAGUGAUCCUCAUAUGCCAGCAAAACAGAACCCGGAACAGCCAAGCUAUCUGCAGAAAUCGAAGAAGGAAAAUUUCGCGACAUUGGCCAGAUUGCGAUGAAUGAGGUCACUGAGCAGCAGCAGCGGAUAUGAAGGAUUUCUACAAACCCUAUCUAAAGAACAGUGAUGUGGAUAUGAAGAAGUUACAAAAGCCACGGUAUAGAACAUAAAACCGUAGGAGUAAAAACCAAAACCAUGGCACAUAGUUAAUGAAUCUUAUGAAAAAAAAACAUUUAAAACGUCAAUGAAAGAGUAACAGUCAAAAUAUUUUUUUACGAACCAGAACAAACCGGGAUAUUUAUAUCAAUUUCUUUUAUACUGAAACCAAAAGAUCCUAAGCCACAUAUGAAGCAGCUACACAUAAAUCAAAAUUUCUAAGAGAACGGACUUUAUGAUAUUAAAAAAGAGACAUUUUGUAAUCAGAUUCAGCAACUAAAGGGACAAGAGAAUUUCCACAAAGAAUUGCCUCCUAAUCGGCUCAUAUUGUAAUUUGCAUUAUACAAAUGACCAAAUUUUGACCAAAAACAAAGGAAAGCCUGAAGACAUUUCCAUUGAGAGCACAAGCAACUGAUUGAUUUUAAUGAAAAGAAAGAAAAAGCUUAAGUCAAAUCAAAGUCUACAUAUUUGCAAUAAAAAGGAGAGAGAAAUACGUUGGAAUGAAAUAUGUAGCAAGUAAAAUAUAUACGCGCCUUAUUACCUAAUUCAAAACAAAACAACAAAACCAAAAUAAACCCAAAAACAACAAGCAUAAACAAUUAAUGCAAUAACGAAGCAACAACAAAAUAAUAUUAAUGAAUAAUAUAGAAAAGUAAUUUUAUAAAGCAACAAACAAUUGAGAAUCAACAAUUCUAAUUUAAUAUAUAUGUUAAAAUAAAGUAACUAGAACUAAAGCAUCAACAUGGAUGAUUGCGCACGUAUGGAAAGAAGGGAACGCGAUAAACUCGCACGUCAACAAUUACAUAACCCGACACCGGAGUCGUCACUGUUUCCAGAACCAGUACGGAUUGAAGGUGAUUCGACCAUAGAUCAAAAAUUGGGUGACUACUCGGUUGCUCGGAGCCUGUUGUUCUCCGAACCAAAGCAAACUCGUAUCAUAGGAAUCACAACAAAUGUCACAAAACCCCCGCCUCCGGUACAACGACCGCCACCACCACAGCAACCACCUUCGUUUUCAACUGUUGGAUUAGGCUCAUCAUCAUCGACAGCUGCACCAACAUUUGCUCCACCUCCUUCACAAAAUAAUCGUAGUAUCCCGCCAUCACAUCGCUACCAUCAACCGCAUCCGUCACUCUCCUCGACACAAAUCCGUAGCGGAAGUGGGACAUAUUUAAAGCAACCGGACCCAAAACCAACGCACAAUGGUCGUUAUCCAAUAGCACCCAUCAACAAGCAUGAUACGCAUUUAAAGAACAGCAGUAGCGGCCUUGGGCCGCCACCGCCAUCAUCAGGCUCGUCAAUGAUGCCAAAUGGUCGAUUAAAUGAGAAAUCUCAAGUUUUGGGGAGCACGAGUAAUACGAGUGGUAAUAGUGCGCCUGUUCCUAAUGGGCGCUUUCAGGUUCCUCUUGUGCCUAAGCAGCAUAGAUAUCAUCCCAUCGAGAAUACAACUGCUUCGCCACCGAGGAGUGGCGAUGUGGAGAAUAUAUUGAAAGAGAUGACCAUGCGAACAAUGCCCGUGACUGAGAUUGCAGCAACGCCUCGUAAAGAAUUCGAGACAAAAUACAACCUUGGUCAACCCAAUCAUCACGUUUAUGCCGCGUUGCCUCCAGCGUUUAAAGAUUCUUUUACAAAACAACGUGAUAAAAAUCUGAAUGUGCCUAAAUCAACCGAACUUCUUGAAAAUGAUCUUGAACUAUCCGAGAGUGACGAUGAGCGCAAGAAGCAAACACCAGCAGAACCAUCACCACCAACCAACGAUAAUUCCAGUGACAGUUCGGAAUCCGCUUCAAGCGAGUCUGAAAGUGAAGAGUCUACGGGUGGUACCAGAGGAGAUGCUUCCAAUCAAACGAGCAAAUGGAACCUGAGCAAAUAUUUUCUGAAGGAGAAUGAUGCUUCGGCGCAACCCUCACCACAUGAUAGUCAUAAUGCAAAUAUCAAGCAUGAACCAAAUAUUCUUGAUGACAAUCACUUGUCAUCUCCAACACCAUCUCCCUCCUCAACGCAUCGCCAUGAAGCAAAUCACAUUACUCCGAUUAACCCGAUCCUACCGGUGGAUAUUAAGAAAGAAAAUGCGGCACAGGAUUUCAAUAAAGCGAAUAAUAAUAGCUUAGAAUUGCAACCAAAUCAAAUCAAGAGUGAGAAUUUCGAUAAAAGCCCAUCAAGUAGUCCAGGGAAAGUUCAACAUUCGGAUACCGUUGAAUCGGAUCAAAUUGAGAGCGUUCUAGCUGAAGCGAAAGGAUUGGCGGAAUUGAAGCCAGUCUCAGAUAUUGGUACUAGUUCAGAUGAAAACAGUAUAGCAAAAAAACAAGUGCCCGUAGCGAUCGUCAAAUCGCCAGCCAAAAAGCCAGUAAAACGCCGCAGAAAAGUACAAAAGGACAAGAAACUUGUCGACAGUGAUUCGAGCGAUGAUGAUGGUGAUUUCUCGAGCGCCAAUACGCUAUCGGACAGAGGCCGCUCGAUUGAGAAAGAAAAGAAGGGUCGUGGUCGACCACGUAAAAAUCCUAUUGUUGCUCCGGCUGCACCCACUAACAAAUCACCAGCAGUGACGCCAGUCAAGAACUCCUCGGCGACAGCGGCAGCUAAUAAGCGCGAUCCGCCUGCGAGGAAAGCUGGUGCAGCUAAGAGGGCGUCACGACAGAAUUCCAUAGUUAAAAGUCGUGAGAUAUUGGAUACAACGACUGACUCAUCGUCUGACGAUGGGCGAACGGCGCCCGCUAAACCAAGUGUGCUCCCAUCUCCAACUUUGUCAGCAUCGGCACAAGUGAUCCCGUCUAAAGCGGCCGAGCUUGCAAAUCGAGGUGCUUUAAUAUCAACUCAUAAAUCGUCAGCAAAAGUGGAAAAUGUUGCGGUACCUUCGAAAUCGAGUGAUGAUGAUGACGACGAUGAUGAUGAUGACGAUUCGUCAAGUUCUUCAGAAAAUAGUGAUGAUGAGCGGGUCCCAUCUUCAGUCGAACGUGCGUCAUCCCGACAACAAUAUUUGUCGGGUCAUCACAGUUCCUCACAAAGCCAUCACUCCUCGUCGUCGUCAAGUCAUUCCGAUAGCGAUAGCGACUCACCUCCUAGGGAGGACAAAAAAAUCCGUGAUAAAUCAAAAAGUGAUAAAAAUAAAAGUGAUACACUACGUAAACUAUUUGUUAUCGGUCCAAAUCGCGGCGAGGGGGGAGCCAAAGGUAAAGGCCAAGUUCUUAUUGUUGACCAAUCUGAAGAAUCACAAAAUCAUCCAACGAAAGAUGGACCGCCGAUACACCAUGAGAAAAUUUUAUCUCCAAUAGCUUUCAAGCCUCAUAGUAACAAUAACGAUGCUUUACAUCAUCCUCCACUGACAGUUGCCGGCGCAAAUAAUCAUUUAAAAUCUCCCCGAACCUCAACUACAGCUAUGCUAUCAGCAACGGCUGUGACAGCAGGGAAUACGGCACCGUUAACUAGCAAUAUUUCGAGCAAUAGUAAAUCUCCAUCGACAGCGACACUGAGAACACCCGAACGAUUGCCUACAAUGAAUAAUAGUAGUAACAAAAUACAUAGUGUUAGUAAUACGAAUAACAACAGUAACAUUAGUAGUAACAGUGUAAAUACGAAAACUCCCCCAAUUAUUUGUCGGAUUGAUUUGUCCCUACUGUUGCAUGUUCCGAGGGCUUGGUUACAAAAUUCCUAUAAAAUUCGGGACGGUAACAUUAGUAAUAACUCCACACAAAUCCAAAGUGCUCCUCAUAGUGACGACGAUCGGCUCAAAAGUCCGAAGUUGCCUCUGACGCCGAAACAUAGUAAUAAUAGUAGUAAAAUCAGUCACAAUCUUUCGGAUAUCAGCAGCAGUACGAACAGUACUAGCAACAACCCUAGUAAUAAUGUAAGACUGGUCAAUAGUGACGCAAUAAGUAAUCAAAGUGCAGCGGCUGCCUCAUCGCCCGCAACUUCACGGAUUGCGGACGGGAGUGGUCUUAGUAAUAAAAGUAAUUUGAAUGCCGAGAAUCUUGGAGCAAACAAGGGUGAUCUUUACAAUGCGGACAACCAUUGUAACCGCACGGCGAAGGACGCAACUCAGCUGAGUCCCCUAUUAACACACAGCCAGCCUCCGCCAUCGCAGCCCUCGCUUGUGUCCCCAAAGCACGAACAGCUACCCCAUCCUGCCGCCAUGAAAUCUGUCGGAGCGGCCGGUAUCAAACAUGAAUCGAUAAAAUCUGAAUUCACACCGGACGACUACAUGACGUUCGCUGGACCAGGAGGAGCAUCAUCAAAACCUCAAGGUUUGAUCGACAACAAAUGCAAUCUUUACAACACCUCUAAACUGGGAGCAAAUAAUAACGUUAAGCAAGAACAAUUGAUCAAAAACGAAUACAAGAGUUCUUUUAUGGGGAACGAUUACAGCCAGAAUCAAACGCAGGGGCCAGUGUUAGUAGAUCCUAUUGGAGGCGGAGCGCUCGGUACAGUGCCACCCCCAAUGGCAGCAAUUAAUGCCAGUUGCACGGCAGGUAUGAAGUCGACAUCGAGUGAUGAGCCUAUUCCAAAGAAUCGUCGAAAACGAAGUCUUAGUUCGAGUAGUAGUCCAUACAAGGAUAAAAAGAGAAAAAAAUCCGGUGCUCAAAAUGAGGUGUUAGAACAAUUACCUCCUACAAAUCAUGAUCGGUUAGCGGAGAAAUAUUCACCACCGCCGUCGAUCAUUCGCUUAGCAUAUAAGUCAUAUUUCGAGCGGGUAGAUGACGAUAUUAGAUUAGAUCAAGAACAGACAAUAUACCUCCGAGAGGCAAAGCGUCUUAAACACUUGGCGGACCGUGAGAGCGUCCAUUUCAACCAGGUUACGUUAUAUCUGAAGGCUGUACUGUAUUUUCUAUUGUCGGCGGCUGGCAUGGAGCAGGACGACCGAAUACCAUCUGCAUUUACAAUUUAUAAGGACACAUUGUCAUUAAUAAAAUUUAUAUCAUCAAAGUUUACUCAUCCGCCACUGCAGGCCAUCGACAAUACAAAUAAGGUGGCGAUAUUGAGUUUGCGAUGUCAAUCACUAAUUUCGCUGAAACUCUACCAAUUGAAGCGAACGGAGAGCAAAGAAGCCCAAAAAACCAUCAACCAGUACUUCGCAAAAGGCUCCACUGAGAUAGUUAACGGAAACACACCGUCGAUAUCGCCAAGUUCAGUAUCAUCGCUUGGUUCGGGAUCAAAUACGCCGCCACUACACAUGGUACCUGCGCAGGUAAGGUAUCCAGCACAUCACUUUCAAAAGUACCCAACGGAUACUUAUCCAUUUGAGGUGCACGCAGCGUUCCAAAGACAGACAUUAGCAUACAACUAUAUAUCGAGUGCGCACGAACUAUGGGAGCAAGCCGACAAUUUAGUGAAAAAGGGGAACCACAUGGGUUUUUUCAUCGAAUUGGAUCGGAUUGGUGGACCAUUAACUUUGCAUAGCUCAAUUUUUGAUUUAUUCAAAUACGUUCAACGAGGGUUACACAAAUUGAAGGAGAUGUAAUUAGUUUACAUCUCCACAGAAGGAAAGAAGAGGAUGAUUCCCUCAGAUGGACUUUCUAAGAAUGCAAAACAUGCGAAUUCACAACAAUUAAUUUAUUACUACUAAUAUUAAAUGUAUAUUCUAUGUGAUUAACGUGAAACAGACGGAUGAAAUUAUAUACGAAGCAAACCAAAAUUUCACAAUUUUUUACAUAAAUUAUUUCAUACCAAGUGGAGCGGAAGAAGUAGAAUAAAUUAUAAAGCCGGGAACACUACGUGUGUAGUGGUCGCGCACAUGUAAUUUGUAAUAAUCAAAGUGAAUGAAUAGAAAACUAAAAUAUCGGGAGAAACGACACCACAAACUAGAAGAAAGUGAAAUUGAAACACAACCACACCCAAUUCUUUCUUAUAAAUAUGUAGUAGGAAUUAUUUAUACAUUCAUUACUUGAAAGCAAGUAAGGGAGGAAUCUAGUUUAUACUUAUUUGUAUCUAUUACAUAUAUCUAGAUUGUAGUCUAUGCUAUAAUUCUAAUUAUUAUUAUUAAUUCUGAAUUUUAAGAUUGUGUGGUGGUCAAUUUGUAAAUAUACAUAGUGAUGAUUAUAAAUGAAGGAAUAUAUAGAAUUAAAUAUCCAAUCAUGGACGAGGAUAAUACACACGUUGAUAUAAACAAAAAGAAGAGCAUUAAUUUUAAGUAAUAUAUGAAUAUAUAUUCUAUUUAUAUUUAAAGAAAGAAAAGGAGCAACAAAACUCAAGAAUAAAACAAAAACACGAAAAAAAACAAAACUAAUGAAAAAAAUCACUGAAAACAAUUCUUUUUUAGAUAUUGUGUAAUAUGUAAUGAUUUUAAUUUUUAUUAUGUUUUAAUUGAUUUAAAACAAAAUUUUUUAUGUGUGGUGAAACACAGAAUGGAGAAAGGAAUUAUUUGUGAAAAGUGAAAAAUGAAAGGAAACAACAACCAUUACACAUUAAGGUUAAUAUUGAAAUCUUGAACAAUUUAUUGUUAUUAUUAUUAUAUUAUAUUAUUAUUGAUACCUAAAUUAAAUUAAUUUGCUAAAAAAAUUAAA
Molecule: messenger RNA, 8963 nt
Organism: Hermetia illucens (black soldier fly)
Lineage: Eukaryota; Metazoa; Arthropoda; Insecta; Diptera; Stratiomyidae
Gene: lilli
Product: AF4/FMR2 family member lilli
Exons: 17
Coding region: 3209-7921 (1570 amino acids)
Biological process (GO): regulation of gene expression
Cellular component (GO): nucleus; super elongation complex
Source: RefSeq, a predicted model, not a curated record